UUAAGUUGCUCAACAUGAUUUUCGUUAAUUUAUAAAAUAUUUUACACUUUUUUUUUAUUUCUAAAAUAAAUGAAACGAUUUACAACAGCAUCACAAAAAUUCCUGUUUAAAUCCACUUUCGAUUUUCAUAAAAGGUUGUUGACGAGAUUUCUCUAAAUGCAUUUUCAUCACUUACAUAAACUGCAUGAGCACCUUUUGCAUACUAAACUUUCAUUGAUUUUCAUUCAUUCUUGAAUUCUAUUGGUUAAAUUGAUCAUAAUUUUCUUGAUAAUUUAUGGAUUAGCCAAAACUAGUUUUACUCCACGAGCACACUUGCGCCUUUCUUUGCAUUGAGCUUUCCAUUACAAAAUUUACAAAUUAUUUAGAAAAAACAAACCUAAUUGAACUUGACUACAAUUUGUUUGCUGUUAAUUUCACUUUUUAACGUCACCAGAAAAUGGCAGUUGCAUUAUGAUUCACACAGUUAGUGAUUAGUCAAUUUUGGUAUGCACUGUACGCUACUGGUCUUUCACGUGGAAUUAUUUGCAUAAUCUAGUAAUUCAUUUGAAAACUGCAUUUAUCAUGCAGUCGGAAAGUAACUCCGUAAUAUUAUUAAUUUUAUCGUGCGUAGCUUUGUCCAGUGAGUCAACAAAUUUUAGAAAUUCGCGAGCCGUGCAGGAAAUAUUUUUAUCCGAUCCGUUGGAUUGCUUAUCUCAAUUGAUUUGUGGGCUCAAUACAUUCCCACCUCACGUGCCCUCCCCGAGGACAUCCUCAGCAAAUGACUAUGCUUAUCUCUUACAACAUGUCAUUUUGCGAUUAAAGAAACAAAGACCCGACCCCACUCAACCACCCACUCCGCCAUCAACCAGCACAACCAGCACAACCACACCCGCUCCAUUGGACGAAGAAGAAGACGACGAAGGAUCGGAAGAAUCAGAGGAAAAUACAACGGCAGAGAAACAUAGGAAAAAAUUGUUAAAACACAGCAAAGACCAAUACGGAGAUUUAGUAGAGCUGAAAAAGGUGUACCCUCCGUUGGGAAUAUUUAAUUUCGUCAGAGAAGCGAGGAAAAUAACAUCAAAAAAAGUCUCACAAAAAAAGACCAAGAAAAACCCCAAAACCAAAACCACACCCCGUCCACGCAGUCAAUUAGAAGAAUUAAAAGAUGAGCAAGACAUAAAAACCAAACUCCGCAGCGACGCCCAAUGCAUGUACGGAAUUUUAGACCACACGUGUCCAUUUAAAUACAGUGAAUUGCUAAUUUUGAUGUCCGGCGUGUUGGAAAGACAGAAAGUGAUGUCUUACACGUCGAAUCGGAUUUUACCCAUGGUUGGAUAUUUAUUAAAAUCACGCAGUUUAACACAAACCAUGAAAUCUACAUUUUUUGCAUUGGAAAGAAUUAACAACAUAACUCUCACUAAAAACCACAAUAAUCUUCCAUUCGAAUUUAAAUAUAUUUAUGAUGAAAUCGUUCGUGGCGAAUUUGGAGGAAAUGGUUUACAUCUCGUGGAAACUAAAAUUGACGCUCCAGCGAGUUCUCAUAUUUACGAAGAUGACGAGUUUGAUUAUGCUCUUAAUAAUCCGGUUAUUUCGAGAAACAAGAUUUUUAACACGAUUAAAAAGGUGGAAGAUUCGGGAGAAAAAGAGCAAGAACUUUUUGAUAAUAAAGAAAAUAAAGAUGAAGAAUACGAUGAAAAUGAAUCUGACAACAGUGGAGGGGAAUCGACCGAGAUUAAGGAUAUUCCACUGCCUCCAGUUUACGGUUCUUCGGGCAGAAAGUCCUCGUUGAAUAGGCGGAGGAGGUAUUGAUAUUUAUUGAAUAAAAGUAUUGAGAAAAUGUGGAAAUUGUGUUUUAUUAAUCAUUCAUUCAGUGGGUUAAUCUGUUAUCAAUAAUUUCUACGUUCUAAUAAACAGCACCAUCGUCGCAUAGAGUGGAGAAAGUGGUAGCAUGAGGAGAAAGCAUGGUCUCCAUGGAGAUUCAGCACAACAAACAUUUCCCAUCAUUCACACCAUCAAAGAACUCUCCUCCUCCUCCCCCAUCAAACUCACUCACUCUGCUGACGUGUUGAUCCUCACAUCAAUAUUUAUAUUCCCCCCUCUUGUCAUCGUCAAUAACAAUCACUGCCUAAAGCAGAAAUAACAUAAAAAUGUCGUACAGGGAUUUGCGGAAUUUGUGUGAAAUCCUCCGCGCAGUUGGAUAUCCAAGAUUGGUGUCGGUGGAAAACUUUAGAAAUCCAAAUUUCCCAUUGGUGGCGGACAUUAGUCGAUGGCUGGUGCUGCAGUACGAACCAAAAGCGGACAUCCCCUCCUCCUGCGACACAGAGCUGGAUCGUGUCACCUUAAUUCGGGCCUUUGCAGAAUUUAUGCUAAUUAAUGUCCAAGUAAAGCUAAAUACGAAACGGCUCUACCAAUCGGAUGGAUACGCCGUGAAGGAAAUACUAAAAGUGGCCUCAGUUUUGUACAAUGCAGUUCGAGACGCGGAAGUAAAUUCAAAAUAUCCUACAAAAAUCCCAAGCGAAACGGAAAAUGCUCCAAGAAUUGACAUCAAAGAUCUCAAGGAAACUCGCUCCCUCACGAGUCACCUCGUUCAAAAGGGCGUCGGCUUAUACGACAUGCUAAGCAAAGAAGUAAGUCUGAGAGAGGCCCGUCAACAGGCUUUGUCAAAGGCGCACGAACACGGGGACGUGGAACGACUGAUAAAAUCAGCAAUAGAAACCGGUGGCGGAGAAGCCAAGAAACUGACCUCAAUAAUUGAAACCGUUCAAAAUAACUGUGCUGCAAUUGAUGGUAAAAUUGAAAAGAAAAGAAUGGAACUGGAUCGAAGUCAGAAACGGUUGUUAACACUCAAAAAAGUCCGACCCGCAUUUAUGGACGAAUACGAAGAGUUGCAGCAGGAUCUCGGCCUCGCCUACGCCGCCUACGUCAAUCGGUUCCGAAGCCUCGCCUACCUCCAGAACCAAAUCCAGGACAAGGAUCGGCUCGAACAGGAGCGGAAAAUUGAGGAAAGAUUGAUCAAGACUGAACAGACUCGUGCCGGUGGCGAUGAUUUGCUUUCGUAUGGAAAUGGAAAGGGUGGAGCGUUUUUAAUUUCAUCCGGAGAUGAAGAUUCCAGCGAUGAAAUGAGCAUCGGAGCGAAUAAGACUGCCAUUAUUCCUAAUAAUACGGGAAAUAGUAGUAGCAGGAGUGGUGCUAGUAAUUUAAAACCAAGGUUGAUCGGUAAUAGCGAUGCUGGGGAUCUGAUGAAGAAUGGGCAGAGACGCGUUUAUGGGAGCAUGAUGGGGGCGGCUGAUCAGGAUUCGGAUGAUGGGUCGGAUAUGAUUUUAGUCGAUGGGGAUAAUUCAGAAUUAGCUUCGGAGGACGAGGAUGAGGAAGAAUUGAUCAAUAUUCAAAAAAAUCAAUUGGUCGGGGGUAAAGGUAUGACUGCAAAACAUGGGAAAUCAGAUUUGAAGAAUUACAAUGGAGUUAAUAAUAACAAUAAUGAAUCCAUGUCGAAUGGGGCGGCGAAUGGAGGGAAAGGAUAUCCCAUCGACAAUGGUGGUGGUAGAAGUCGGUCUACAAUUAAACGACCAACAACUGGGGGUCGUAAGCCUCCACCCACAUCCGACGAUGACGAUGAUGACGACUUCUGAUGCAAAAUAUUAAAUUACGACCAACUUAUUAAGGAUCCAAAACAAGUCAAAAUUUAUAAACAUCAAUUUCAGUGAUUUUUUUUGAAUACUUGAAAAUGAGUAGUCAAUUAAAUAACUAUUAUUUUAAUUUUAAUAAAAAAAUCGGGGAAUAUUUCUCAAUUAUAA
Messenger RNA from Folsomia candida, 3773 nucleotides. It is a transcript of the gene Cluap1, whose product is annotated as clusterin-associated protein 1. Gene Ontology annotation, biological process: cilium assembly. Gene Ontology annotation, cellular component: intraciliary transport particle B; centrosome; cilium. The coding region runs from base 2127 to 3608 and encodes 493 amino acids. The record is from RefSeq and is a predicted model, not a curated record. Lineage: Eukaryota; Metazoa; Arthropoda; Collembola; Entomobryomorpha; Isotomidae. The transcript has 5 exons.